Molecule: messenger RNA, 1775 nt
Organism: Rhodamnia argentea
Lineage: Eukaryota; Viridiplantae; Streptophyta; Magnoliopsida; Myrtales; Myrtaceae
Product: pentatricopeptide repeat-containing protein At1g74900, mitochondrial
Exons: 2
Coding region: 45-1556 (503 amino acids)
Molecular function (GO): protein binding
Source: RefSeq, a predicted model, not a curated record
UCCGCCCAAAGGUCGCGGAUCGAAGCGCCAUUCAACGCCGGGAGAUGCUCACUCUUCUGCACAGAGGUCCUGUUCAGACCAUCACCAUCACCAUCACCACCUCCAACUUCUUCUUCUUCACCUCCUCUUACCUCCCCCACCAACUCCUAGCAACCACCGCAUCACCGCCACCGCCACCUGCUCCUCCACUUGACGCCUCCAUCGCCGCCUCAAUCCUCGCCUCAACCCCUCAAACCCUGCCCGGAAUCCUCCAAAAUCCUAGCAUCCAAUGGACGCCGGACCUUGUCGACAAGACCCUGAAGCGCCUCUGGAACCACGCCCCAAAGGCCCUGGCUUUCUUCGCCCAGCUCUCCCAACAUCCCAGUUACGCCCACUCCGCCUCCUCCUUCGACCACGCCGUCGACCUCGCCGCGCGCGUCCGCGACUACAGGGCCGUGUGGGCCUCCGUGGCCCGGAUGCGGUCCCUCCGCCUCGGCCCCUCCCCGAAGACAUUCGCGAUUAUCGCCGAGAGGUAUGUGGCCGCCGGGAAACCGGAUAGAGCGGUUAAGGUGUUCUUGUCGAUGCACGAGCACGGCUGUCGUCAGGAUUUGAGUUCCUUUAACACCGUUCUUGAUAUACUGUGCAAGUCUAGACAUGUAGAGAUGGCUACCAACAAGUUGUUUAAGGUUUUCCGGGGCAGGUUUAAGGCUGAUUGUGUUAGUUACAAUAUAAUUGCGAAUGGGUGGUGUUUGAUCAAACGGACGCCGAUGGCUUUGGAGGUGUUCAAGGAGAUGGUGGAUAGGGGGUUGAACCCGAGUUCGACAACUUAUAAUAUAAUGCUUAAAGGGUUCUUUAGAGCUGGCCAAGUUGAUGAAGCGUGGCAAUUCUUUAUGCAGAUGAAGAAGAGGAAGUGUGAUAUUGAUGUUGUCACGUAUACCACGGUGAUCCAUGGUUUCGGCAUCAUUGGUGAGAUUAAGAAAGCUAGAAGGGUGUUUGAUGAGAUGGCUAGAGAGGGGAUUCUUCCUUCUGUUGCCACUUAUAAUGCCAUGAUUCAGGUUCUCUGCAAGAAAGAUAAUGUGGAAAAUGCGAUUGUGGUUUUCGAAGAAAUGUUGAGGAAGGGUUACGUGCCCAACUCAAUUACUUACAAUUUGGUGAUUAGGGGAUUGUGUCAUGCAGGGCAUAUGGACAGAGCUGUGGAAUUUUUGUCAAGAAUGGAGGAUGAUGGAUGUGAACCUAAUGUACAGACAUACAAUAUCACAAUUCGUUACUUUUGUGAUGCUGGAGAAAUAGAGAAUGGCAUGCGCCUGUUUGAGAAAAUGGGAAGUGGGGUUUGCUUGCCAAAUUUGGACACGUACAACAUCCUUAUCAGUUCCAUGUUUGUGAGGAAGAAAUCGGAUGAUUUGGUGCUGGCAGGGAAAUUGUUGAUUGAGAUGGUUGACAGAGGAUUUGUGCCUAGAAAAUUUACUUUCAACAGGGUCUUGGAUGGGCUUUUACUUACUGGAAACCAAGGUUUUGCAAAGGAGAUCCUUAGAGUGCAAAGCAAAUCUGGUCGUCUUCCUCGUCGUUUUAAGUUAUAGUUUGAGCUGUCGAUCUAUCCUGAACCUGCCGACGAAAUUCAUCCCCUUUUCUCAGCUUGAGUUUCAGCUUUUCAGAUCUUACACAAUAUAUAGCGAGCAACAAACUUCCAGGGGACAGGUUUUGCCAUUGUAAGCACCGACAGAUUCGGCAAGGAAGAGAGGCUGCUGGAAUUUGUGGCAUUUCUCACGUCUUCAGAGCCUUGUUAUUUGCAGUAAUUC